This is a messenger RNA of Betta splendens (Siamese fighting fish), 5818 nucleotides long. RefSeq lists its product as uncharacterized. Gene Ontology annotation, molecular function: guanyl-nucleotide exchange factor activity. NCBI's taxonomy places the organism in Eukaryota, Metazoa, Chordata, Actinopteri, Anabantiformes, Osphronemidae. The transcript is spliced from 8 exons. Gene Ontology annotation, biological process: positive regulation of Rho protein signal transduction. Bases 648 to 4229 code for a protein of 1193 amino acids. The record is from RefSeq and is a predicted model, not a curated record.
AUUUUCACGGUCAGGUGAGAACUCUGCGCUGUAGUGGAUUCCUCCUACACCGCGUGAACUUCUGCAGCAGAUCCAGGUCAUGGGCUCAGGGAGCAGCUGUCGCUUUAUUCUGGCCGAGGAGAAGUGAGGAUUAAUCAGACGAUGACACAGCAGCAGCACCUGCCUGCGCUUGGUGUGCGUCCGCCGGCGAGAGCGACGGCCGCUUCCCUGGUUUCCAUGCGACCGGAGGGCUGCUCGUGUUGGAGCAUGCUCAGUGCGGCUCCCGUCCCUGUAACAAUAGCCAGCGAGAGGGCUCUCUCUCUCUCUCUCUCUCUCUCUCUCGCGCUCGCUCGCCCGCUCACACACACACACAGGCACACACUGUACUCCAGCUCGCGCUGGGAGCUGGAAGCGAGGCUGCCUGCUGCGCCGCCGAGCCCAUAACACACGGCGACUGACAAACACGGAGGAGCUCGGGGCCCCGUCUGUCUGAGUCGCUGGAUGCUGCAGGCGGCCUGUUGUUCUGAGGCCGGACUGUGAAGAGGAAACUGGGCACUCUGGGACCGGAGCCAACGACCUGUAGGAGGAGACGAGCAGCACCGGCGUUUGAUUAAAAUGGGGCUCACAGAUGACUGUGCGUCCGAGGGCCACGCGCUCAGCCCACGGCCAUGCCAGACGUAAGAGCUCCACCAGCAUGUGACCGCGCCUCCGCCGCCGCAGCCUCCGGCUCUCCUCCCGGCUGCGUCUCGCCCCUCCACCACAUGAUGAACAUGGAGCCCUGCAUCGCCAACCUGCCCCUGUCCCCCAACCCUCUGUCCGCCUACUGCCAACACAGGCCCCACUACCCGGGCCUCCAGGGGCCUCCGUUCCCGCUCAUGGCCAGGUGUAACAGCAGCACCCUGCUCACCAACAUGGGGCUCAGGUACUGCUCCAGCAGGCACGGCCCUCUAGGAGUGGGGCUGGGUCCGGGGCCGGGUCAGGGGCUGGGCUCCGGCAUCCACACAGGAGGCACUAGCAGCAGGCCCUACAGGAGUAUGGAGAACCUCAGCUGGAACACUGUGGCAGAUUCUGGCUUGUGCACAUUUAACGCUGCCCCCUACAGGAGCGUAGACAGUGAGUUUAUAUUACGCUAUACAGCCACUAGCCACUGGUAUGAUGGACCCCCAGAUGGAUCUGUGGUGGGGCCCCAUGGACUGGUACCCAACCCAGAGAGCCUGGCUUUCUACCCACGGCUGCCCAGGAAGGACCUACCGCUCUUCCCCCAGUUGCUGUUUCCAGUUGGUAUUGACGAAGUGGAGGCAAGGAAGGGCCUGAGGGAGAAACUCCGCCUCCAGAGUGCGAGGUCAUCAGUUGAGCCCUUGAAGCCCCUCCCACUACGGCCUCAGGUGACGCCAUCUGCUGCACCCAUCGAACGAGACGGGGUGAAUUCAGAGGGCGUUGGGGUCAAGCCGCUGGGCACGAAGCGCAUCACCAGCCCGGAGGAGAUCAAGCAGGAGGUGUUGAGGCGCUUACAGCUCCGACGUCAGAACAGCAGCCCCAACCUGGCUCUCCAUCGCUCCCCGACCAUCCCAAAAGUGGUUAAGACGUCCUACACCACAGACAACAUUGCAGUUGACACAAAUGGAUCCGAUUCUGGGUCUGAGCGCCGCAGGCCUCCUGUGGGUCGACUUCAUAUCCCUACAUUUGAGGAGUUUAAGAGGAUGAGGCAGAAGGAGGGCGAACAGCACCAGGCGUCCACAGCAGGUUCUGUGGUGUUUGGAAAACCUGAGGUCGACCUCAAGGACUCAGUGGGAUCAGACAGUGAAGUAGCUCUUCCCCAUCAGACUGGCCCUCAGUUCUCUUCCACUGGAGGAGACAGAGAGGAGGCAGAGGCUGAACGGACAGGCUCGCAAACCAUCACCUCCUCAGAGGAGGUUCUCUCCACCUCCUCCUCCACCUCCGCCGCUAGCGCACGCUCUCCCAUACGCACCGGCCCGUCCCCGCGUUCCCCCCUGCAGCCGCUGGCGAGUCCAGCACAGGUGACGGCCGCUGGCGUCGGGGCAGAGGACGGCUGCAGCCGGCGCAGGAGGAGCAGCCUGGAACCAGCGGGGUCCAUUCCCUUCCCGCCCAACCGGGAGAACUGGGAGCGGCCCUCCAGCUGCUGCCCGGCCCUCCUCCUGGAGGGGGCGGACCUGUCGAGCUACGGAGCCAAGAUCUAUAAGAUGAAGGACGGAUUGAUCGGCUCUGCAUUGGACCUCAUCAAGAAGAGCUGCAGUGCAGAGAUCUCCGCCGAGGCCCCCGUCAGGCUGUCAGGUGACCGGGACGGAGCCCGUGACAUCACCGCCCCCUCCACUGACUGUCAGCCCUCCGCCGUUGCCAUGGCAACGUCGGCAACGGCCUGCAGGAGCGAGGCUGGCGACGAGACGCCUGCAGGAGGAGGAGGAGGAGAAGGAGGAGGAAGACGAGAGGAAGCAGGAGAAUGCCACACCGGUCUGGGCUGCAGGCGCUCCAGCUCAGACGCAGCCUAUGAGCUGGCGGAGACGGUGAGGGCACAGCGCGAGUGCCGCCUCCGGCCCCACUACAGCGACCCCAUGCCGGCCGACGCCUCCAAGCGCAAGCAGCUGGAGAUGAAGAUCGCUGCCGCCGCCCGGCUGCACAGCCACCGCAGGGACAGGGACCGCGACCGGGACAGAGACAGCGCUCCUGCAGCCAUACGGGGCCGAUCCGAGCCCCCGGGGGAGGAGCGCCAGGCCGGUCUGGGCGUGACUCGGUCCGGGCAGCAUCGCUGGAGCACAAUCAGCAGCCUGAGCGCAGACAGCGGCGUGGUGGGUCUCAGCGACGAGCGGGAGGAGGAGGACAGCGAGCCCCGGCGCCAUCGCAGACACAGGGGGGCCGAGGUGGAGCGGGUGGACAGCGGCAUCGGCCCCGGGCUGUCCCGCACCUGGAAGAGGCCGUCGGCCUCCCUCAGAGCCUGGGAGGCGCAGAGACCCUGUCCCGACUGCGGCCUGAGGGACGGCGCGUCCAAGGAGCGCGGGGAGCGCAUGUGCGAGCGCUGCUCCAAGCUGCGCACCGAGCGCAAGGAGGCCAUCCUGGAGUUCCUGAACACGGAGUCCAGCUACGGCGAGGACCUGCGCAUCAUCAAGGAGGAGUUCUACUGCCCCAUGCAGAGCGCCGGGCUGCUGACGCCGGAGCAGCUCACCGUCGUGUUCAGCAACGUUCAGGAGCUCAUCGACGUCAACGACCGCUUCACCGAGCACCUGCAGGACAGCAUCGACCAGGCCUUCGACCAGGGGGAUGAGGACCUGCUCACCGUGUACAUCGGCGAGAUCUUCCUGGAGUUCGUCAACAUGCUGCCGGCCUUCCAGACGUACUGCCUGCAGCAGUCCGCCUCGGUCAACAUGCUCAACGCGCUGGAGAAGGAGAAGGAGCUGCUCAGAAUCUUUCUGGACGUCUCUCAGAACGACAACACCGCCCUGCGCCGCAUGAACCUGCGCUCCUUCCUCAUGGCCCCCCUCCAGCGGGUGACCAAAUACCCCCUGCUGCUCAGUCGCAUCAUCAAGGUCACGCCCGAAUGUCACCCCGACUACGCGCGCCUCCGCGAGGCCAAGAGCCGGGUGGAGUCCCACCUGGAGCACAUCAACAUGAAGACCAAGCAGGAGGGCAACGGCGUCACGUGGUCGCUGCGCUCCUUCCGCCGCGACAGCCGCAAAAACCGGGAGGUCAUCAACAUAGAGAUGCGGGAGGUGUCCAUGAAGACGGUGGGCUGGGCGCGGGAGAGCACGCGCUUCGUCAUGGAGGGGCCGCUGCAGCUGUCGCAGCCGGCCGACGGCCAGUGGGUGAAGAAGGGCAGCAGGGCGCUCAAGUUCCAGAACGUGCAGAGCCUGCUGAUGGUGAGGACGCAGCGGGCGGCCGAAGGCGCAGGCCCGGGGGCCGACGCGGGGGCGCGGGGCGACCGCGGGGAGGAGGGGGGCGAGGGCGUCCGAGACGGGGUGUUGGUGCUGAUCAAGGACAAGAGCAGCGGCAAGUUCGCGGUGCUGCGAGAGCCCAUCCGCCUGGGGAACUGCGUGGUGUCCACGGAGCCGGACUGCGAGGACACCUUCGAGGUGCUCGACAUUCGACGGGAGUCCUUCGUCUUCCGCGCCUCGGACAAGUCGCGCACCCAGCAGUGGUUCCAUCAGGUCAGGAGGUACGCUCGGGACCUGGGCGCCUGGAGGAAGCGGCGCAACGCCCUGCCCAACAUCAUGAUCAACACGAACCAGAGCCGCUCCUGAAACGGUCCCCGGCUUCAGCGCGCUGUAAAUAACCUGAACCUUCUACUGCAAAAAAGACCACGACAAGCAUUUUCUGAGCGACGCUACGGUGACAACACUUGAAAAAGUACAUACAUCUUUCUCUGUCAGUUCGACCUCAGAGGUGUGAGUGCGCCAUUCUGUCAUGAAGAUUUCAUUUUUAGUCUUUAUAUUUAAAAAAUCGGAUUGUUGGCCAACCAAAAGCUUAAACUUGGGCUGCGCUUGUCGGCCUUGAUUGUAAAGACUGCUUCUUCGUGGGGAAAGACAGCUGUGUUUUCACUAAAUAUGGAAUGUUUGUGGGAAAAGCAUGACUGCAAGAAGAAGCAUUAGGUGAUUUUUAUAUGAGGCAGCAGGGUUGACGUUUUGAUACGAAAGGUGGAGGGGGGCUCGUGUUUGCCGCUGCCCCCUGACGUACGCUGGUGGUACUGCAGCUCUCACCGCUGAGGAUGCAGGUGAGCGGAGCCUCUCCUCGGACCUCCUGUAUCACUGUGUUCAAACGAGAACUCACAACAGCAAUAAUCUCUGCCAGUUUCAAAGGAAGUAGCUACUUUAUAUGAAUUCUUAGUUAUUCCAGUGGAGGCUGUGUUACUCAUUCAAAUGAAGUCUCGGCCGUUUUGUUUGUUGGCUUCAUUAUCAUCUAGCACGAAGGAAGUGUCACUGCAGUUAUGAUCUUUGUUUCUGAGAAGCCUCGUCAGUUUCUGCCGUGUUGACAUCAAGCCAAACAACACUUGCACGACCUCAGCUGCUUUCAGUGCAGUUUGAUGCAGAAGAAUCAAUAGAACCUGUGACAACAGUAUUUCAGGGCCAAAGAGCGGUUUUAAUCUAAUCUUCAUCCAACCAGCGAUCAGAAAAACUCCAUCAACCCCAUGUGAGUUCAAACAUAAGACUUUUGUAGGUUCCUGCUCCCAUGACACACGAAGCAGAAUUUAAGCGGUCUGAUGAUAAUGUUGUGAUGAACGUGGGAAACCACCGGACAUCUCAUCACAUGGUUUUACUGGCGUUUUAUGUGACCUAGCAAUGAGCUGUUGUGCCUUGGUACUUGAUUACUGUUACGCUGAAAGAAUAUUAGCAACCUGUCACAGUAACAUCUGUCUCUGAGCUGUGGUCCUAUCCGUCGGCACUGGACCGAGAUCAACCUACAGGCAAUAGGGUUAUUCUUCUAAUUAUACUCAUUUUAAUGUGUUUUAAAUGUCCUUCGUGUGUUUUUAUUUAUAAAGGCUUUAUUUGGUUUAAGGCACUUUAUCUUGUUUAGUCAGUUCUUCACAUUAGAAGGAACCUCACUGACCAAAGCUGACUUCAGCAGGUCCAGACAACACACGAGACCCUUUCAUCAAACCAAAACCACUGUUUAAGACCGAUGCUGUUUUAUGUUUGCUAUGAAGUAGCACUAAAAAGGUAGCAAAUCACUGUAUUGGGAGGCAGGGCUGCUCCACAUAAAACAUCCUGUGCUGUCAGAGGAUGCUGUUUUAGACCUGCUGGGUUGCAAACUAUUUCGUUUUUCAUUUGAAAGACCUGAUGUAUUAUUUCCCUACUGUAAUAUAUUGUGAAUUAUAUUAAAAGAUUUUAAAGUA